Molecule: messenger RNA, 1020 nt
Organism: Cokeromyces recurvatus
Lineage: Eukaryota; Fungi; Mucoromycota; Mucoromycetes; Mucorales; Mucoraceae
Product: glyceraldehyde-3-phosphate dehydrogenase 1
Exons: 4
Coding region: 1-1020 (339 amino acids)
Biological process (GO): glucose metabolic process
Molecular function (GO): oxidoreductase activity, acting on the aldehyde or oxo group of donors, NAD or NADP as acceptor; NAD binding; NADP binding
Source: RefSeq, a predicted model, not a curated record
AUGUCUUCCUCAAUUAACACUGGUAUUAAUGGUUUCGGUCGUAUUGGUCGUAUUGUCUUACGUGCCUCACUUGAAAACCCCAAAGUAAACGUUGUUGCUAUCAACGACCCUUUUAUUGAUCUCGAAUACAUGGUCUACAUGUUCAAAUAUGAUUCUACUCAUGGCCGCUUUAAGGGAACGGUCGAAGCUAAGGACGGCAAACUUGUCGUAAAUGGUAACCCCAUCUCUGUAUUCUCUGAGCGUGAUCCUACUCAAAUCCCUUGGGGUAAAGCAGGUGCUCAUUAUGUUGUCGAGUCCACUGGUGUCUUUACGACUACUGAAUCUGCCUCUGCUCAUCUUAAGGGAGGCGCUCGCAAAGUGAUCAUCUCUGCUCCUUCGGCUGAUGCCCCUAUGUUCGUCUGCGGCGUCAACCUUGACUCUUACACGUCCGAUUUAAAGGUCAUCUCAAAUGCCUCAUGUACUACAAAUUGUUUAGCCCCACUUGCUAAAGUGAUCCAUGAUAACUUUGGUAUCUUGGAGGGUCUGAUGACGACGGUGCAUGCUACAACAGCGACUCAAAAGACAGUAGAUGGUCCAUCUCAUAAAGAUUGGCGAGGUGGACGUGGUGCAAGUGCUAAUAUCAUCCCAUCUUCCACUGGUGCUGCUAAGGCGGUUGGUAAGGUGAUUCCUGAACUCAAUGGCAAGUUAACUGGAAUGGCUUUUCGUGUGCCAACUCCGGAUGUGUCCGUUGUGGACUUGACCGUACGACUUGAAAAGCCAACAAGUUAUGAUGAAAUCAAAGCCGCUAUUAAAAGAGCAUCUGAAGGUGAUCUAAAGGGAAUCCUUGGCUAUACCACAGAUGAAGUUGUGAGUACAGAUUUCGUCGGCUCCAAGGAAUCCUCCAUUUUUGAUGCAAAGGCAGGCAUCCAACUUUCCCCGACGUUUGUUAAACUUAUCAGUUGGUACGACAAUGAGUAUGGUUACUCAACUAGAGUUGUGGACCUGAUAGAAUACAUUGCGGGUAAAGAUGGUGCCAUCUAA